UGGGCAUGUUCUCUGGAGGGUUUACAACUCCUCCCUACUGUGGUGAUGUCAUGCCCAUCAGUGGGAGGGGAUUGAUGACAUCUUGCCCUUCAAUGGGCGGGGCUUGAUGACAUCUUGCCCUUACUAGGCUCUGACUUCACUCUGCCCAUACAUCUUGCCCUUACUUAGUCUGUGGCUUCACUUGCCCUUACUUAGGCUCCUCCCAGAAUGUGUUGGAGAUGGCUCCGUCCUUAAGGCUCCUGCUCCUCUUCAUGCUUUUGCUGAAUGACACAUCCUCCAUUCCAAACAGCGCACCCAAGCGGUCAUAUGAUAUGAUGCAAGGAGUCGAUUGUGUGGGAUGUGUGCUUGUAGUAUCUGUAGUAGAACAACUUGCUCAGAUCCACAACUCUACUGUAAAAGAAGCUCUGGAGAGACUCUGUAAUUACUUACCAGACAAGUUGCAGUUACAAGGCAUUUGCUUUCUGAUUGCUGAACUGUAUGGACCAAGUAUAAUUAAAUUGCUUGAGAGUAAAUUUAAUGCUGAUGUGGUGUGCCAUUCCAUUCAUCUAUGUAAACAGAAGGCAGGUCAGCCACUUUGUCAUGUAUACAAUCUUCCUAAGGUAGAGUGGAAUGAAGCUAUAAAGAAAUCAGAAAGAGUAGCUACAACUCAGAUCCUGAAAAACAUGGAUAGGUUACCAGGCAUAUGUUCACUUCCUCUUCUGAAGAAGCUGUGUGCGAAAAUUAAAUCUUUUAUAAAAAGGCAUUUACCUUAUGAAGACUUUGAUGGAGAUAAAUUUAGUAUUUUUCCGACCUUGAGAGGGUACGAUUGGAGAGGCAAAGACUGCAACGAUGGAGACGCCUCUGUAUAUCCGGGUAGACGCCCUGAUAACUGGGAUGCUCAUGGGGAUUCUAACUGUAAUGGUAUAUGGGGUGUUGAUCCAAAAGAUGGCAUCCCAUAUGAACAGAAAUUCUGUAAUGGUACACAGCCUAAGGGAAUAAUUUUGCUGGGAGAUUCAGCUGGGGCUCACUUUCAUAUCCCUCCGGAAUGGAUUACAGCAUCAAAAUUGUCAGUGGAAGCAUUUUCCAACCUUCCUGAAGCAUUUGCCAAUGAGCUUGACUGGCCUCAGUUUUCAUCAACAACUGGAUUUCUCCGCUCCACAAUUGGAGGAUGGACAGACUCACUCUACCUCCGUUUACAAAGGAGAAAUCGCUGCAACCACAGAGAUUACCAGAGUAUUUCCAAAAAUGGUGGUUCUUCAGGAAACAUUAUGGAUCUGGUUAAAAGCAUGGCAAGGAAUCAACAAGUUGACCAGCCUGCAGUAGUUUUCUAUGAAUUAAUUGGGAAUGAUGUCUGCAACGGUUAUCCUGACACAGUGGAACACAUGACACGGCCAGAGGAAAUGCGCUCCAAUGCUCUACAGACCCUGCAUUAUCUCAACAGUCGCCUUCCCAGAGGGAGCCACGUGAUUUUAAUCGGCUUGGCAGAUGGCCGCUUCUUAUGGGAUAACUUGCAUAACCAAUACUAUCCCCUUGGCCAGUUAAACAAAGACAUCACAUAUGAGCAAUUGUAUACAUUUUUAAGUUGUCUUCAGAUCAAUCCUUGCAAUGGCUGGAUGUCUUCGAAUGGCACACUUAGGAACCUAACCUCAGCGAGAGCCGCACAGCUUUCCAAUGUCCUGAAGGAAAUAGCAAAGUCUCAGAAAUACACCAAUUUUGAUAUUUUCUAUCUGGAUUUCCCACUGAAAGAAAUUGCUGAGGAGUGGCACAAGUUGGGAGGAGAGCCCUGGCAGCUAAUAGAAGCGGUGGAUGGAUUUCAUCCUAACCAGAUUGCUGGUGCACUUGGGUCAAGAUUCUUAUGGGAGAAGAUCAACCGUGAAUGGCCCCACGUCUUUGGGAAAGUGAAUCCAUCUAAUGAUGCAAUUGCAGUAUUAUUCAAAGGUCAAGGGGGGCACUGAUCUCAAAAUAUUAGCUAUUAUCUUUCCACACUGCAGAAUAUCCACCCCAGUAAAACAAGCUAGCCUUUGUUCAGCUGAGGGCUGGCAGACACAAAGUGGCUCCAACAGUCUUCUGUACCAAGCAAAGCAUCUAAAAGGAAAAGAGGGAAAAAAUUCUACCAAUGGGUGGUAGAAUUUUCAUUGAAUUCACCUCACAGUACAUUAUGGUUUUGUGAAGAUUCUACCUGCUUAGGUUUCAAACCCACACAAUUGUAUUUUCCAUCAUGGGCAAAUUAAAAGGCUUGCUUUGGGUUGCUUAUAAGAGAAUGUGAACAUCUGUUUUUCUGUGGUAUGAUUUCCUCAUGUAGUCUUAUUAAACAACUUUCUACAAGUCAAA
Molecule: messenger RNA, 2310 nt
Organism: Hemicordylus capensis (graceful crag lizard)
Lineage: Eukaryota; Metazoa; Chordata; Lepidosauria; Squamata; Cordylidae
Gene: AOAH
Product: acyloxyacyl hydrolase
Exons: 22
Coding region: 219-1934 (571 amino acids)
Biological process (GO): negative regulation of inflammatory response; lipopolysaccharide catabolic process
Molecular function (GO): calcium ion binding; acyloxyacyl hydrolase activity
Source: RefSeq, a predicted model, not a curated record